AGGCUUCGCUAGUUUCCUCAACCAAACACUCAACUGAUAUUGUGUGAUAAAAACUGGAAGUCAGCCGGUGGACGAGGGGCUCUUUAUUCACAAAAACACGCGACCCGAGCGGCCCACUUCGUUUUAAACAAACUCGGUCGCUGCUGCGCUGAAACUUGUCUCACUGGCGAAGAGGACGGUGAAAAUUGCUGCUUUGUAAACCCACCAAAGGCUGGUUUUUAUUUCGCUCUGGCUGUCGAAAGGCGGGGAAUACAAAGCGACGUGUGGUGAAAUCCAUUAAAUUUUGGACUCCUUGAGGCAGAAACGGGAUUACUUCAAAGCCAGUUCGUGCUGCUGUGACUGGUCAGCGAUAGUACAUGGAUUAUCUGUGUUUCCGGGCACUGUGCUGUAAAGGACCCCCGCCACCAAGACCGGAGUACGAUGUGGUGUGCAUUGGCCUGACAGGUGCUGGAAAGACCAGCCUGCUCUCACGCCUCUGUAGUGAGGGCAGCGACGGCAUCGUUCCCACAACAGGUUUCAGCAUCAAAGCAGUGCCAUUUCCAAAUGCCAUCUUGAAUGUAAAAGAACUUGGAGGUGCUGACAACAUCAAGAAAUAUUGGAGUCGUUACUACCAAGGGUCACAGGGUGUAGUCUUUGUAUUGGACAGCGCGUCAUCAGAUGAGGACCUCGAGGCAGCACGGAACGAGCUCCACUCAGCCCUGCAGCACCCACAGCUCUGCACGCUGCCUUUCCUUAUCCUUGCCAACCACCAGGACAAGCCUGCUGCAAGGACGCCAAACCAGAUCAAGAAGUACUUUGAGCUGGAGCCGCUGGCCCGAGGGAAGCGCUGGAUCUUGGAUGGCAGCACCACUGACAACAUGGAGGCAGUGAAGGAGAGCUUUGGUCAGUUCAUUAGCCUGUUGGAGGACAAAGAUACAGAGCCUGCAAGGAUAUGAUGCUAAUGCUGCUAAUGCAGAGACAUUAGCCGACGACGACAAAGAAACACCACAUCCUGCUGGUGCCCAUGAUCACACACUCAUGCACAGACACAAACAUGUACACACAAAGAAAACACAGCAGAUGUCGUUCUCUCUCUUCGAGAUGUGUAUUGUAUGUUAUCCUCCCUUCACUGCGGUCUCAUUUUUCAAAUUUGGAAGAGCGUGCACAAGCAGCUGUCAGCCACUACAACCUGACAGAGGAGAGCUGCCAUUAAACCCACCCAAUGUAAAGCAGUUUGUCAAGAAAAAUCAUUGAACUUUGGAAAUGGAAAUCUUGUUUACUACUGUCUGUGCCAUUGUGAUUAAACCAGUGGCAUUUGGGACGUAUGGCAUUCCUUUAGUCAUCAUUGGACAACACACACAUUCUCACUCCUACACACACACACACACACACACACACACACACACUGUCACACACAAAGAGGAGCCCAGGUUGUGUGUAGAUAUGUUUAACAUCUCCACUAAUUACUUUACAGGAUGUUUGGGUGGGCACGGUUGAUAUUCUUUCCACUGAGAAGUACUGUAUGGCUGUCAAGUGUACUUCUCCUUUUGACUCAGUAACAACGGAUGUCGUUGUGUGAUCGGAGUGCAUAGUCCAAAACCUUGUGUUAUGUACGGUAGUUACAUAUCGGUGUGUCACACCGUGUCUGAAUAUCUAAUCUGAAUAUUGUAGUCUGAGUAUCUCAUGGAGUAUUAUGUACAUGCAAACGAGCAUAUUGCUGUGUACCCUCCUGUGCCGCCAUACACAAGUACUACUUAUCAUGUGACUAAGUGCUAGAUGACUUUAUGGAGAUGUGAGUCCAUUUGGGGAAAGUGAGAACAAGUCUGAAUGCUUUUUAUAAAUGUGCAACUUAGGAUAUAUUUUAUAGCUCUGUAUGUUAACCUUGUAGAGCUACGUUCCGAUUUUUUAUAUAUCAUACCACACUUAUGAAUUCUUUCAAAUCAAAGACCAAAAUAGAAAAAAAAAAGAAAACAGUGAUGAUUGACUGGGAUGGGUGUAGCGACAAGGUAGAGAAAUGUGAUGGAUUUAGUUUCAUUUCAGUGUUUAGCAAAUGCCAUGUUUGUUUUUGUUUUGUUUUUUUCCCACAUUUUUACUGUAUUUUUCUUCCCCCUCUUUUGAAUUUGACAUAAUCCCUCUCAACACUGGCUAACAGCGACUCCAGUCUCCCAUCAGGGUGGAAUACAAACUCUAUCAAUCAGCCACAGCAACAGCUGCAUCUGACAAGUCCCUGUCCAACACCCUAAUGCCUUCCAACUGUCUGUGAAGACCCCUCCCUGUCUGCUGUUUAUCGUGUAGCCCCACCACACCCCCACCCACCCACCGCCCGUUCCAACCAACACUGCCCUCCACUCCAGCUCCACUCCCUGUCCCUAUUAUAUCUCUGCGGGGUUUUUUUAAAAUUUUUUAUCCCAAAUGCCAUCUUUCAGCCCGGCUGCCCUCGUGUGGACUCCACACUUCCAAAAAUCGUAUUCAUUGUGCCACAGGUGUGUGGUUGUUCCCGGGAUGUGCUUUAACAAUGGAUGACGUUCACACCUUCUCCUCGCGUGCUUUGUAUUUUCGUUGUUGUUGUUUCGCUCAGUAUUUUGUCAGGUUUUUAGAGAUUCAGUCAUGUUUUAUACCUGACAUUAGAUCUGCCAGGUUUUUGUUGUUUUUUUUUUUACAAUCUGAGGGAUCGAUGCAUUCUGUCGCUUGAAUGCAAAAUAAAUCUGUUGACUAGAAGAGGUUCUAACAAUGUCGGACUUUGCAUAUCAUCUGCUGACACAUAGGUUUUGAAACAUUCGCUACAGUUUUUUUUUUCUUUUUUUUUUCUUUUUUCAAUCAUGCGUUUUGUCUAAAAUGGCAAUUAAAGUUUUAAAAAUCCAAA
This is a messenger RNA of Lates calcarifer (barramundi perch), 2842 nucleotides long. RefSeq names its product ADP-ribosylation factor-like protein 15. The record is from RefSeq and is a predicted model, not a curated record. The coding region runs from base 357 to 935 and encodes 192 amino acids. Gene Ontology annotation, molecular function: GTP binding; GTPase activity. NCBI's taxonomy places the organism in Eukaryota, Metazoa, Chordata, Actinopteri, Centropomidae. The transcript is spliced from 5 exons.